AUGAUGAUUCUCGGGCUUUUUUUGUCACCACUGUCACUGUAUUCGAAUAUGGCAGAGCUGUUCAUUUUAUCACGUCUCAUUGCUGGAAUUGCUGUUGGAAUGAGCACAAUGGUACAAAGUGUUUUUCUCACCGAAAUCAGUCCUGUUGGUUGUCGUGGUCUGAUGGGCACAAUGACUGGUUUAUCCACCAAUAUUGGUGUUUUAACUUCAUCCGCGCUUGGUUUGCCGCAGAUUUUUGGUACCGACACAUUGUGGCCAUAUGUUUUCUACAUAGAAAUGCUUCCAUGCUUUAUGCUGAUAGUUUAUGCGAUUUUUGUCCUUCACGAAAGCCCUCUGUAUUUUUUGCGGAGAAAUGAUGAAAAGCAAGCGCAAAAGGCCGUUGAAUUCUACUACAGCAGGGAAGAUAAUUCGUAUAGAGUUACAAAACAACUGGAGAUGGAGUUACAUUCACAGAUUCAUCAUUUGCGAGAUGCUGGUUGGAUGGUUCUCUGGACGGACAGGGCAACGCGGCGAGCGCUUUAUUUCUCGAUUAUUUUGAAUGGGACGGUAAGUUUCAGUGGCAUAAUCGCGAUGUCAUUUUUCGGGACAUUCCUUCUUAAUGCUAUUGGAUUCUCAGAGCAUGGUGCUGCACUAGCAAACUGUAUUUCAUCUUUAGCCGGUACAGCUGGUAUACUCGUCGGAGCGAUCACAAUCGACAAUAUCGGACGUCGCUUCUUGCUGAUUGGAAGUAUGGUUAGUUUAGUGGCCGUCAAUACAGGAAUGAUGGCACUUGUUUCGAUCUUUCUUCGGUAUCAUUUCAUCUGGCUUGGAUAUGGAUUCCUACUUCUCUUCAACGUCUUCCUAUUUGUCUUCAGGUUUUUUAACACGAUUAUACCGAUAAUUUAA
Molecule: messenger RNA, 885 nt
Organism: Gongylonema pulchrum
Lineage: Eukaryota; Metazoa; Nematoda; Chromadorea; Rhabditida; Gongylonematidae
Source: the annotation of a GenBank genome assembly